CUCCUUCGGCAGCGAGCUCUCCUCCCAGUCUCCCCCGCGCUUCCUGCACUGAGGUAGUCGUGGCCGCGUCCCGUUCCCCGCGGCUCGCUCGCCCAGCCGGUGCCAUGGUGGCCUUCAGCAAGUACUUGACGGCGCGGAACUCCUCGCUGGCGGGGACGGCGUUCCUGCUGCUCUGCCUGCUCCACAAGCGGCGCCGCGCCCUUGGCCUUCAGGGUAAGAAAAGUGGAAAACCAUUACAGAACAAUGAGAAAGAAGGGAAAAAAGAGCGAGCUGUGGUGGACAAGGUGUUUUUAUCAAGGCUCUCACAGAUCCUGAAAAUCAUGGUCCCUAGAACAUUUUGUAAAGAGACAGGAUACUUGAUACUUAUUGCUGUUAUGCUGGUAUCUCGAACAUAUUGUGAUGUUUGGAUGAUUCAAAAUGGGACACUCAUUGAAAGUGGUAUCAUUGGUCGUAGCAGAAAAGAUUUCAAGAGAUACUUACUCAACUUCAUCGCUGCCAUGCCUCUUAUAUCUCUGGUUAAUAACUUCCUGAAGUAUGGGUUAAAUGAACUCAAACUGUGCUUCCGUGUAAGACUCACUAGAUACCUCUAUGAGGAAUAUCUCCAAGCUUUCACAUACUAUAAAAUGGGAAACCUGGACAACAGAAUAGCCAAUCCAGACCAGCUGCUUACACAAGAUGUAGAAAAAUUUUGUAACAGUGUAGUUGAUCUGUAUUCAAAUCUUAGCAAGCCAUUUUUAGACAUAGUUUUGUAUAUUUUCAAGUUAACAAGUGCAAUUGGAGCUCAGGGCCCAGCAAGUAUGAUGGCCUACUUGGUUAUUUCUGGGCUAUUUCUAACUCGUCUUAGAAGACCAAUUGGUAAGAUGACAAUAACAGAGCAGAAGUAUGAAGGUGAAUAUAGAUAUGUCAAUUCCCGACUUAUCACAAAUAGUGAGGAAAUCGCCUUUUACAAUGGGAAUAAAAGAGAAAAGCAGACAAUCCACUCAGUCUUCCGAAAACUGGUGGAACACCUACAUAAUUUCAUUUUCUUUCGGUUUUCUAUGGGAUUCAUUGAUAGCAUCAUUGCCAAAUAUAUUGCCACUGUAGUCGGUUACUUAGUUGUCAGCCAUCCUUUCCUGGAUUUGUCUCAUCCUCGGCAUCUUCAGAGUACACAUUCAGAGCUCCUAGAGGAUUACUACCAAAGUGGAAGAAUGCUUUUGAGGAUGUCUCAAGCUUUGGGUCGAAUAGUUUUGGCUGGGCGUGAAAUGACCAGGCUGGCUGGGUUUGAUCAUGUUCCUUUAGCAACACCAAAUGGAGAUGUCUUGAUCAGAGAUCUUAGUUUUGAAGUUCGAUCUGGGGCCAAUGUUCUAAUUUGCGGUCCAAAUGGCUGUGGAAAGAGUUCACUUUUCCGUGUUCUUGGUGAAUUAUGGCCUCUUUUUGGAGGACGGCUAACUAAACCUGAGAGAGGAAAGUUAUUUUAUGUCCCUCAGAGACCCUAUAUGACCCUUGGAACACUUCGAGACCAAGUGAUCUAUCCAGAUGGAAGAGACGAUCAGAAGAAGAAGGGUAUAUCUGACCAAGUACUGAAGGAGUACGUGGAUAAUGUGCAGUUGGGUCAUAUCCUUGAACGAGAAGGAGGCUGGGACAGUGUUCAGGACUGGAUGGAUGUCCUCAGUGGAGGAGAAAAACAAAGAAUGGCGAUGGCAAGAUUGUUUUAUCAUAAGCCACAGUUUGCCAUUUUGGAUGAGUGCACAAGUGCAGUUAGUGUGGAUGUGGAGGACUACAUUUACAGUCACUGUCGGAAGGUUGGCAUCACCCUCUUCACUGUUUCACACAGAAAAUCCCUUUGGAAACACCAUGAGUACUACCUGCAUAUGGAUGGCAGAGGCAAUUAUGAAUUCAAAAAGAUCACAGAAGAUACAGUUGAGUUCGGAUCUUAGAGAAAUCCAGAGACUUGUACUUGCUGUGAUGUAACAAAACUACAAAAUACCUUCAGAGAUACAAAGUGCAUUGUAAAAUAAUGUUAAGCUUGUUUUUUUUAAAAAAAAAAAAAACAAAGCAACAAAUUGACUAGAUAUAGAAUAAUUGAAACUUGUUAAAACAUUUAAUAUUAUAUAGGAUAUUGCUAAUUGUGUAUAUGUUGGUUUAAUUAUUAAUUUGUACUAAGAAUGUCCUUAUUCUUGUGGUUAAAAACCUGCCUGAAUUAAAUUGGGCUUAAAUCAGUAUAAUCUGAUUCAUCCUGGGAUGUAAACCAUUUGAAGUCAGCUAAUUUGACUUUUAUGGCUCUAUCUUUUCCUUUAAUGAGGAACCCUAUUUAAAACUGGGGUCAUUACCUAUCUUCUAGCAAAAUAGUCUUGAGUUUCAUUUCCUUGUGCCCCAUGGUAGUGGGAACCAAACCAAUCACAAUAUAUUAUUAAAAUGUAUGAUAUCAUCGCAGAAUUCCUUUUAUUAUACAGUGGCAGAGUUCUUUAGCUGCCAUACUUAUACUCAUUCCUCAUACCUGCCUUGAGGUACAUUUGACACCAGGAGAGCCACUUGGAUUUUCUUUAGCUACAUAAUGAGCAUGCCCCUCAGUCUGCUGUGUUGUUUCAAAGGUUCUUUGUGGUGUAAGACUGUGGGAGCAGUCCCACUUACGGUGACCAGUUACUACAUGUCACUCCCAAUCUUCCCAGUAUUUGAGAUAUUCAAGCACAGUCCUUCUGUGUUGAACUCAAGAUCUUAUGAGAAUUUUAGAUUUUUGUGAAGAGAAUUGGACAGAUCUGUUGGAAGCCCGUUUGUCAGAAGUGUGGCUGUGUGCUUUUGAACUCCAGAUGAGCCAUAGGAAUGCACUACAUGAAAUAAAGCACUGUUUGUGACAGUGCCAUCACUGUCGUUGAUUGUGAUUUUAUGUUUUUAAAAUGCAAAAAAUUAUCAUGCACAUGGGUGAAUUUUGUUUCCUAGGCACUGGUUUGUCUCUGAAUCUUAUAUAACUUUAUAUUUGGAUUAUUAUGUUAAGAGAGAAACUUGACUCGCCAUAUCACCAUUAAUGACCACAUGUAUUAUUUGCACAAGGAGAAUUGAAACUGAAGAUAAUCAAUAAGCUAGAUGUGAAAUCAGUUUUAUCAAACUGGGUUCAGAAAGGGCAUUUUAUAUUCUUAUUUCUGCAUAACUAGUUUUGUUUUUUGCAGAAUUAACUAAGAAUCACUGGCUACCAAAAUAAACUUGAUGUACUGAUUCCAUAAUAUGUAACAUUCAAUUUUUAUCAUGUCUCCUUAGCAAACUUGUAUACUUAUUUUCUGUUCAGAUUAAAAAAUAAUGGAUAACUUA
Messenger RNA from Nannospalax galili (Upper Galilee mountains blind mole rat), 3282 nucleotides. RefSeq names its product ATP binding cassette subfamily D member 3 (gene Abcd3). Gene Ontology annotation, cellular component: peroxisomal membrane; peroxisome. Gene Ontology annotation, molecular function: ATP binding; long-chain fatty acid transmembrane transporter activity; ATP hydrolysis activity. Gene Ontology annotation, biological process: fatty acid beta-oxidation; long-chain fatty acid import into peroxisome; peroxisome organization. The record is from RefSeq and is a predicted model, not a curated record. NCBI's taxonomy places the organism in Eukaryota, Metazoa, Chordata, Mammalia, Rodentia, Spalacidae.